UGAGCCAGACGCCUGUGGGUCCCUGGGGAGGUUUUAGGUCUUUGGGGCGGUGUUAGCGUUCCAGAGAACUGGUGGCACCUGGGUCUGGCAGGACAGGCUUUCCCAGUGGAGGACGCCGAGGCCGGAGAGUGUAGCGUUGUCUAACAAAAUGGUAGAGGAUGAGCUGGCACUGUUGGAUAAAAACAUAAAUGAGUUUUGGAAUAAAUUCAAAAGCAGUGUCAACGACACCUCCUGUCAGAUGGUGGGACUAAGAGAUACCUACAAGGACAUCAGUAAAGCAUUCACAGAAAAGCUGUCUGUGAAAUUGAAGGAAGAAGAGAGAAUGGUUCAGAUGUACCUAGAAUAUCAAAAUCAGAUCUGCAGGCAGAAUAAGCUUAUUCAAGAAAAAAAAGAUAACUUGUUAAAGUUGAUUGGUGAAGUAAAUGGCAAAAAGCAGGAUUUGGAAGUACUGACUACAAAUAUCCAGGAUCUUAAGGAAGAAUAUGCUAGGAAGAAGGAAACUAUUUCCACUGCUAAGAAAACGAGUGAAGAGAGGUUGCAAAGGUUACAGAAGUCUGUAGACAUAUUUAAAGAUCGACUUGGGCUAGAAAUUCGAAAAAUUUAUGGUGAUAAAUUGCAGUUUAUAUUCACUAAUAUUGACCCUAAGCAUCCUGACAGCCCAUAUAUGUUUUGCCUGCACCUAAACGAAGCAAGGGACUAUGAAGUGUCAGAUAGUGCUCCUCAUCUUGAAUGCCUAGCAGAAUUUCAAGAGAACCUAAGGAAGACCAAAAAUUUUUCAGCCUUUCUUGCCAAUGUUCGGAAAGCUUUCAGUGCUAUGGUUUAUAGUUAAUGUAUAAAUAGUACAUAAAAUAAAAGCUGUUUCUUUUUCUCCCCUA
This is a messenger RNA of Myotis daubentonii (Daubenton's bat), 875 nucleotides long. RefSeq names its product SPC25 component of NDC80 kinetochore complex (gene SPC25). The record is from RefSeq and is a predicted model, not a curated record. Gene Ontology annotation, cellular component: Ndc80 complex. NCBI's taxonomy places the organism in Eukaryota, Metazoa, Chordata, Mammalia, Chiroptera, Vespertilionidae. Gene Ontology annotation, biological process: chromosome segregation.